Molecule: messenger RNA, 734 nt
Organism: Neocloeon triangulifer
Lineage: Eukaryota; Metazoa; Arthropoda; Insecta; Ephemeroptera; Baetidae
Product: protein KRTCAP2 homolog
Exons: 5
Coding region: 145-537 (130 amino acids)
Source: RefSeq, a predicted model, not a curated record
GCUAGCAGUGGGAAGCGCAAAAGGGGGCGUGGCUCAGCCGGCAAAACAAAAAUUUAUUCCACGUCAAAUUUUCGAAUCUCAAAACACAAAUAAUCUCUUCUUUUUUGCUCUAAUACCGAUUCUCAUACAUUAUUAUUUUCCACGAUGGCCGUCUCGAGCGGAACUUCCUUUGCCUUGGCUUCAAUUUUCAGCAUUUUGCUUUUCUCCGGCAUGCAAAUGUACAAGCAGUGGCUGGCUGCCUCGCAAGUGCAGACCAUCUUUGGAGGCUAUCUAGGAUCAGUCCUUUUCAUUUUGUCUUUGACGGCUAUUGGCAAUUUGGAAGCAUUGAUGUUUGGCAAGGACUUUCAGACAAAACUACCUGAAGUUAUUAUUUGCUUGGUUGGGUCGGUCUUUGCUGCAGGAAUGAUUCAUCGCGUUUGCACAACCACUUGCCUGAUUUUCUCUCUCAUUUCGCUGUACUUUGUCAACAACAUUUCCCAAAAGACGUACACCGUCACGUCAGCUGUACAGCCACAACUUUUCAAAAAGAAGAAAUAAGCAAUUACUGUUUAAAAGAAUAAUAAAAGAUCUUUGUGCAUUUAUGUAUAUGAUUCUGAAAUGUAAGGUUUUGCAGUGCUCCUGAUUAAGAGAGAAUUUGCGUUGAACUCCUUUGUGUAAAUUUUUUUCAAUUUAAUGUUGAAUAAUUUCCUACAUUAAUUGUCAAAAUUAUCAAUAAAUAUGUAUUGAAAAGUUUU